Stylonychia lemnae is the source of this 3024-nucleotide messenger RNA. Lineage: Eukaryota; Ciliophora; Spirotrichea; Sporadotrichida; Oxytrichidae. The record is from the annotation of a GenBank genome assembly.
AUGGAAAAACUAGCAAUAAUAGAAGAAUGGCAAAAUGAUACAAACUAUUCAGACUCAAACAACCACAGAUAAAGAAAUUUGAUCAACAAUAAAUAUGAUGAGGAAAUAAGAUAGCACAAUACAUCUUACUAAGAAGAUUCGAAAAGAAAUUCAUAUCAAGAUAAUGCAUCAAUGUCUAGGACCUAUUUCGAUUAGAUGAUGAGCUAGGCAAAAGCAGAUGAUAUUGAAGUAGUACCAAGAUAUUAGGCAAACAAAUUUUAGCAAAAUAGGAAUCAAAAGAGUGCGUCCACAAGAGAAAACAACUAUGAAGAAGACACAUUGUCAUUCUAAAUGAAAGAGUAGAAUAAGGUCUUGCUUGGCGGCUGGCUUGAAGUAUCAGUAAAUUUUGGGGACAUUACUAACGAGCAAGUUGAUGCAAUUACAAAUGCUGCCAACGAAUUUUUAUCUCAUUCAGGAGGACUUCCUUUUGCCAUCUCUAAAAAGGGUGGUCCUUCAAUUCAGCAUGAUUCAAACUUAUGGGUAAAUUAGAAUGGUAAAGUGGAAACAGGAACAGGUAGAGCAGUCACAAAAGCUGGAAAUAUGACAAAUUGCAAGUAUGUUAUUCAUGCUGUCGGUCCUAUUUGGACUAAUGGAAGAAGAGAUGAUGAAAAAUUGUUGUAUGACUGUGUUACAGAUACACUGAAAACUGCUUCUAAGUUAAACUGCAGAUCUGUUUCAAUUCCUGCUAUAUCUUCUGGCAUCUUUGGAUUCCCUAAAGACUUAUGUGCUGCUCACUUAUUCAGAGCUGCCGAGGACUUUUGCUUUUAGAAUGAUCAAAAUAAUACUUGCUUAAGAAUAAUUAGAUUCACAAACUUCGAUUAAGAAACUGUGUCAAUUUUUACAAAGGAAAUUAAAUUGAGAUAUACUGAGAGAUUUGAGUGUGUUCCUUUAACUGGCACAUUUAAUGAAGGAUCAGGAAAAAAGAAAAGCAUUAAUAAUAACUAGCAGAAGUAAAAUGUUUCAAAUAAUGAUCAUAGAAAUGGAUCCAACAGUAUUAAUAGUGCUAUUAAUAAUAAUAAAACUCAUUAAAACUCAUAGAAUGCUAAUCUCUCCAACAAUAAAGAUUUUAAUUCAAACAAGUAUUAAAAUUAGGUAAUUCAGUAAUAACCUAGCUUAAAGCGUAAUACUUUUUUCAAGGAGGUUUAAACAUAAACAUUAACAUAUGAUGAGCUUUAAUAGAAAAUUAUAAAAGAUUAUAAAGAAAGCUAAAAACAGGCUUUUGAAGAACCUAAAUAAAAUAAAAUAAAAGAUUAUAUAGAAGGCUAGUAGAUAUUGGAAAAAGAAUAAAUCAGUAGGUCUAAUAAUGAGCAGAUACCAGAUAAUUAAAGAUAAAUUAUUGAUGAAGCAAUAGUGAAAGUAAGAAUAGAAAAUAUUUAAGACGACAAACAAAAUUAAUAAAUUGAUGAAGAAUAAAAGAGUUAUGAACAUAAUGAUUAAAAAUCAAGUCUAUUGGAAGAAAAAAUACCUUAAGAAAUUGUUUUAAACAUAAAAUAAAGUUAAGAUUGCGAUUAGUUUGAAGAGAAAAAUGAUCAAAUUAAAAACUCAGAUAGUUCAGCUAACUAGCUAGAAUUAUAAGUUUAUAAUAAUCCUAAAGACAACAUGAAUUAAUAUUCAGAAACCUAAAAUAUUUAAGCUGUUUCAGAAUUAAAUAAAGAGAACAUUUAAACUUGCAUUGAUGCUUUAGAUAAAGAAGGGGGAAAAUAAUUGACUCAUUAGGAUUAAACUAGCGGUGAUUUUCUAGAUAAGCAAGGGGAAUAAUAAGAAGAUCAAUAAUAAAAGAAAAUUAGAAGUGACAUCUUUGAUUAAUAAGAAUCAGAUUAAAAGGCUCAACAAGAGAAUAAUAGCAGUAAAAUUCCUGAUAAGAGUGAUGAAGAAUAAAAUGCUCAAUAGGAGAAUAAUAGCAGUAAUUUCCUUAAUAAGGAAGGUCAUGAAUAAUAGACUCAGUAAGAAUAAACUAGAUGUGAUCACCCUGAUAAGGAAGAGGAGGAUUAAAAGUCUCAAUUAGAGAAAGCUAACAAUGAUCUGCAAUAGUAGGAAGAGCAUGAAAAAGUAUAGAAAUACUAAUAAAAUACUUUAAAAUCCAAUGAUGAAAUUGAUAAAGCGGCAUCUUUAGAUGGAAUCAAAGAUAGCAACGAAUUUUAGACUCAUUAAAACAAUUCUUAAAUAUAAUCAUAGGAUCCUAAUUUUAAUGAGUAAUUAAUUGCAAGAUAAUAGUUAAACAUAAGAUAUUUAAACUGUGAAUGCAGAAGAGUUAAAAGUUUAGAUUAAUUAAAUAUAAGAGGAAAAAAAGAUGAGGAAUAAAAGGAUCUUAAUAAUAAUAUACAAGUUACAGAAUCAAAUCAAGAAUUAGAAGCGAAGGUCUCUAAUGAAUUACCCAAGGAUAAUUAGAAUAGUGAUUAAGAAUAAGCUUCCAUACCUGUUAUUGAUCAUUAAAAUACUAAUGAGUCUCAAUUACAGGAAAAAUCAGACGAGAAUUAGAAAGAUAAAGUAAUUGAUAAAUAAUUGGAUGAUUCUAACUAUGCUGCAACAGAAGAAGAAAAAAAGGAUGCAGAGAAUCAAAUAUCAGGCAAUAUUGGGGGGGAAGAACUUAAAAAUGAGGAAGAAAUAAUAAAUAAUAGUAAUAAUUCUAAUUAUGAUAUGUCAUAAGCAUCAUAAAUAAACACUGAAGAUAAUUAGAAAAUUCUGAAUGAUUAGAAAGAUGAAACCAAGGAUUAAUGGUAAAAUAGAAAUUUGGAAUUUGAUUAAAAAUCAAAGAUCCAAAAUAAUGAUGAAAAAUAAAAAAAUGAAAAUUUAAAGGAUAUUUAAAAUCAUAAACCAAUUAAGCAAGAAAUUAUCUAAAUUUAAGUAAAAUCAAGUGAAAAUAAGGCUGAAUAAAUAAAUCAUGAAGAUUCUGUAGAAUUUGAGGAAAAUAAGGAUGACAAAUUUAAAAAAGUUGCUAAUGAUGAAGUGCUUAAAGCUACAAUAGACUAAAUGAAUAGCGACUGA